AUGGAAACUGUGACACGGAAGAAACAAAAUAGUUUAUUACAUCUUGACCAGAAGAACACUUCAACCACUGAUUUGCCGUUGAAAAAUAAGCUUGGUGGCGUGCUCGUGACGUCAGAACAAAUUCACACGGCGUUUCAAUUUCUUGACAUUGAAAAGAAUGGUCGCGUGACACUUGAGAAUUUGCGUUCAAGACUUGGUAUUUUUUAUGAUAAUAUGAGUCUCAAGGAUGUGCGUCUGUUACUUGGCGAGGAGAGCGUGCUCACGGAAGAAUAUCUCCACACACUGUUAUUAUCGAAUGAAGUAAAGAACUUUGAUCCGAUAGCAGAGGCUUUUAAAGUUUAUGACCCAGAAGAAUCAGGUUAUAUCUCGCGCGAAAUGUUACGCUUUGUGUUCGAGCGACUUGGCUUUGGUACACUUGCUGAAGGAGAUCUGGAUAUGCUCAUUUCAUACGCAGAUGCUGAUCGUGACGGUCGCAUCAACAUAGCAGAUUUUCGAGCCAUGCUGAGGUAA
Messenger RNA from Plasmopara halstedii, 510 nucleotides. RefSeq lists its product as hypothetical. Lineage: Eukaryota; Oomycota; Peronosporomycetes; Peronosporales; Peronosporaceae. Bases 1 to 510 code for a protein of 169 amino acids. The record is from RefSeq and is a predicted model, not a curated record. Gene Ontology annotation, molecular function: calcium ion binding; enzyme regulator activity. The transcript is spliced from 2 exons.